Plectropomus leopardus (leopard coralgrouper) is the source of this 2174-nucleotide messenger RNA. Lineage: Eukaryota; Metazoa; Chordata; Actinopteri; Perciformes; Serranidae. The record is from RefSeq and is a predicted model, not a curated record.
GGAGCAAACAAGGAGCUGACUCGAACUUGUGGAGCACAGAGUCUGAGCUUUUUUUCCACUUUGACACCAGAGACAGAGAGGACAGCUGCUGUUGGAGAUGCCUGGACUGUCACUGCAGGAACAGCAUCCCUGCAAUCUGGGAACUUUUCUCGGUCCUGAGAGCCUGAGAGUUACUGGGAAAGUUUGAACAGAUAUCGGAGGAUUUCUGCCUCACUUUGGAGUUUGGCGUACUCAGAGAGGAUCAGCUGUUGGAUAAAAGCCAUAUUAACAACCAGACUCCAGGAUGAAGACUCACCUCCUCUGCUUGGAGUUCCUGCUCUUGGCCGCUCUCGUCCUUGUGACCAGCGGGCAGCUGGAGCCAAAGAAACAAUCCCCGCAGGACCUCCUCGCUGUUACGCAGAGACUCGGGCUCCUGGAGAGAGACGUGCAGGGUCCAGUGAGGCCGAACUUCACAAAGCCUCGACGCCGGCUGCCUCCCAUGUGCACCGGGCCCACGGAGAUCAGAGACACCUUCAAGUACAUCAACACGGUGGUGUCCUGUUUGGUGUUUGUCGUGGGUAUUAUCGGAAACUCCACUCUGCUGAGAAUCAUCUAUAAGAAUAAGUGCAUGCGGAACGGGCCGAACAUCCUGAUCGGCAGCCUGGCGCUCGGAGACCUGCUGCACAUCAUCAUCGGCAUUCCCAUCAAUGUUUACAAGCUCCUGGCGGAGGACUGGCCUUUCGGAGUGACUCUGUGUAAGAUGGUGCCGUUUGUCCAGAAGGCCUCGGUGGGGAUCACAGUGCUGAGUCUGUGCGCUUUGAGUAUUGACAGGUAUCGUGCCGUGGCUUCGUGGAGCCGAAUCAAAGGGAUCGGCGUCCCAAAGUGGAUGGCCAUCGAGAUCGCGCUCAUCUGGAUAAUAUCCAUCAUUCUGGCCGUUCCAGAGGCCGUAGCCUUCGACAUGAUCACCAUGGACUACAAAGGAGAGCAACUGAGGAUCUGUUUGCUGCACCCCAUGCAGAAAGGCGACUUCAUGAAGUUUUAUAAAUCAGCCAAGGACUGGUGGCUGUUCAGUGCAUAUUUCUGCCUGCCGCUGGUGUGCACGGCUAUUUUCUACACCCUGAUGACCUGUGAGAUGCUGAGGAAGAAGAACGGAGUCCAGAUCGCUCUCAGUGACCACCUCAAACAGCGGAGGGAGGUGGCUAAGACCGUGUUCUGUCUGGUUCUGGUCUUCGCUCUGUGCUGGCUGCCUCUCCACCUCAGCCGAAUCCUGAAGCUCACCAUCUAUGAUGAGAAAGAUCCAAACCGCUGCGAGCUGCUCAGUUUCUUUUUGGUGUUGGACUACAUCGGCAUCAACAUGGCUUCUGUCAACUCCUGCAUCAACCCAAUCGCCCUCUACAUGGUCAGCAAGCGCUUCAAGAACUGCUUCAGGUCCUGCCUGUGCUGCUGGUGCCUGCCGGCUGAGAUGCUGAUGGAUGAGAAGCAGUCGUGCAUGAAGCUGAAAGUCACAGAACGAGCCUCCGACCAGAGCAACUCCCGCAUGACCAACAAGUCCACCACAGCCUGAGGAGGGGCGUAGAGGUGAGAGAGGAGGUGAUAUGAUGACAAAAAAAAAGCUAAAUAUUGAAGUAUGGAUGACUGACGGAGGAUAAGUGCUCUUUCUUGCCUUAUCUCAACAUCAUAUGAAGUCUUCUUUAACGUGUAACAGAUGUGCUUUUGGAAAUCAGUGAGAUGAAGCUCCUCUAACCUAAAACUUUGAACAUAACGGACCACUGCACACUCUCCCUGUCCAAGAAGAAGCAUCAGUUGUAGCUGUGAUGGUGUUUUCUGGGACAACAAGUGUGAGACGUGUGCGAAGCAGGAAAACUGGUGUCCAAAACACCGAAUAUCGAAAACCGAGCGGGUGGGAAGUUCAGCACAAGUGUCAAAUUCGGGGUCGAUUAGCAAAGACAGCUCAUCAGGCUCACAGUCUGGAUAGUGAAUGUUACUUUGAAUGAAUUUUGCAAUAAGUUCUGCGCUGUACAGGCGACAUUUGAGUGUGACGCCGCGUGUUACAGUUUGAUUCCACACACUGCAGCAGCCGGGACGAGUUGAAACGAUAAAUAAUGCUCUUGUUUGAGAUUUUGUUUACGUUAUUUUGGUACUUAAUUGCUUUAUUAUAUACAUAUACACACACACACACACAUAUACGUAUAUGU